This is a messenger RNA of Chlamydomonas reinhardtii, 10297 nucleotides long. RefSeq lists its product as uncharacterized. The transcript is spliced from 6 exons. The coding region runs from base 179 to 9736 and encodes 3185 amino acids. Lineage: Eukaryota; Viridiplantae; Chlorophyta; Chlorophyceae; Chlamydomonadales; Chlamydomonadaceae. The record is from RefSeq and is a predicted model, not a curated record.
AUACUGCCUGCGACCCACGUCGCCGCGUGGAAGAAAUCGCACGUCAUGUGGUGCUAAUGCCAUUAUGCAUUAAGUUGUCGAUAUCGGGCGUCGAAGACGGCUCCAGGCCGUCGCAUGCCACCCCUGACAACCACAUGUCGUGGGUUGACGCCUGCAGUCCGAAGGCUGGGUUGUAGGCAUGGCGCCGAAGCAGCAGGGCGAGGGCGGCAAGGGCCCGAACGCCGCCCGUGGUCUUGCUGUGCGCCUACCGAACCUUGAGCUUCUGGAGCGGUUUGGAAUAGGGCCCGUCUCCCCAACAUCCCUAGGGAACCUGGCUGCCCAAGUCGCAAAGCGAAGCACACCUGGUAAAGACCCCCACAAGCCAGUGGCCCCACCCGAUGGCAAGGAGACACCCUGGACGCCAAAUGGGCCCAACAACACGCACGUGCCGUACCUGCGCAGUAGCAUCACGCCGCUCAUCGCAGGCAUAUUCGCGGAACAGAUGGCGAAACCCACAAAGCACGCCGUCAGCACGCACGCGGGCGCGGGCACCGGUGGCGGCGCUGGCACAGCGGCUGGCAGCGCGGGGGGAUACGCCAACACAGCCGCCAGCCGCGCACGGGCCACCAGCCGUCAGGUGGCCACAGGCGCUGCGGGUGCUGCAGCAAACGGCGCCGUCGGCAAAGCCCCUUCCUUGGUGGUUGCCGCAGCGGCUGUUGCGGCCCGGCAGGCAGCCUCAAAGGACAAUCCCACAGCCAAGUGGAAGCCAGGUGCCUCGGAGCCCAGGGGCGGGGCUGCGGGCUCUCCCGACCCACGUGCCGCUAGGGGUGCUGUGUCCACAUAUGCAGCGGGAGCUAGUAAAGCAGUCGCUGCAGGUAUGAAGCCGGCGGCAGCAGCAGCAGCUGCAGGGGCGCCACCGCGGUCGCCUGCGGCUGCGGCUGCGCGCGGCGGAGCGCCGGGUGCCGGUAUGGCAGCAUUGAAAUCCCCGAGAACUCAAUUCAUGGCGAGUAUGGACCAGCGGCCUACAGGCUCCGGGCCCAGCACGCCCACGUCCCGCCGGCCGGUCACGUCGCCGCAGCUUGUGCUGCCAGAGGGCGGCAUCAGCAGCCCUGCCGGGUCCACAACAGGCGGACCCGGGGCGCGAGGGCCCCGGGGCGCGCCCGUUGCCGGCGCCCCCCUCGCCAGCAGCAGUAGCAGCGGCGGUGGCAUCAGCGGCGGCCAAGCCAUUGGCAGUAGCAGCGGCAGCAGCGGUGUUGGGAAGAACCGGGAAGCGCGACCCAUGACCUUCAGCCAGUGGGCUGAGGCGACCGAGUUGGCGGCAUCGGGCUCGCUGACUGGCCGUGGGCCUCCCUCGGCCUCAGGCUCGCCGCCGCAAGGAUGGCGCAGCAGCAGCAACCGAGAGGCGCCGCCGCGCUCACAGCCGGCGGGGCCACAGGCGCGCGGUGGCAGGUCGCCGGCGCCCUGGAACCAGGUGGCUGCUGCGGAGCUGCCCACGGCGCCCGGGACUGUGUUGCCGCCAAUGCACGCAGCCGCACGCUCGCCAACUGCGGCCGCCACGGCUACUACCACAGCCGCGGUUGCUGCCGCCGCGCAGCGGCCAACGGUGACGCCGGCAGCUGCAGCUCGUGUGGCUGGGGCUCGUGCGGGCAGCGCUGCGCCCCUGCAGGCGGCGGUGCUGUCAUCCCGGCAUGUCUCAGGCGGCCGUGGUGUGACCGACUCAGACUCUUCACUGACCUUCGCAGCUGCGCAGUCGGGCCUGCGUGCCUCGGAUGCGUCGCUUCCCUCCGCAGGCUCCGGCGGCUCUGGUGUGGGCCUGCUUCGUCUGGACUCAGGCGGCGUCGAGGCGGGAUCUACAGGCGCUGCCGGCGGCGGCAGCUCCCGGCGGCGCCUUAUAAGGGCUCCCCAUCUGGCGGCGUCUGACGCCAGCUUGUCCGAACUGUCUAGCUGGGCCAUUCUUGAAAGCAGCGCGCAGGCCGCAGCACUUGGUGACGGCAGCGGCAGCGGCGCCGCUGCCUCGUCCGCCGCUCUCUCGCCCACCGGCUUUCACAGCCACCCCUCCAUGACAACGCUGGCGCUGCAGGGCGGCUCCCAAACAAUGCCGUCGGGUCUGGACGCGGUGGCCGCGUCCGGCAGCCCCAGCCUCAGCGGCGGCGCUCGGCGUUGGCUCGGUGUAAGCGGCGAGGGCAUCACAGGCGCAAUCGUGGCUGCGACGGCGGCCCUGGCAGGCCGUGAGGGUGGCCGGCAAGGUCCGAGCCCGCCGACGCCGCCCUUGGUGUCUGCUUCCGCGCCCGCUGGCAGCAGUGGAGGACCGGGCGCCAACAAAGUCGGGCCAGAUACAACAGCCAUCUCCGAGCCCCGCUCGGGUGGCACGGCGCCGGGGCUUGCAUGGGAGUCAGGCAAGGCGUUGAACGCUGCGUCGCCCCCGCCGGCUCCACAACCGGAUGCGCUUCCGCCGCACGCCACCAGCACUCUGCCCUCGCCGCCGUCGCCCGCGCCGUCUGCCUCACCAACGCUGGCGGGCGGCAGCAGCCGAAGCCUGGGCCUCGGAUUUGGGGCGCCUAGCGCCACGAAUGCACCACCUGCGCCUCUGCCAGCGCCACCGGCGCCUCUGCCUCGGCAUGACUCGGGCGACCUAGGCCUGCCUAUGCUGCAGCCCCUGUCUCCAACCCCUGACUCCCGGUCGCUGACGACAGCACAGCAGAACCACCGCUGGCACCGGAGCAGUGUGCUUGGAGACGGCGCGUACGCUGCUGCCGCAGAAAGCAGCACACUCGGGCCGCAGGCACACGCCCCGGCACAGCCGCUGCCGAGGGCGGCGGCACCAAAGGCAGCGGCUGGACUCGCACCAGGCGGCGGCAACAGCCGCCCGGCGGCGGCGGCGGACGUGGCGGCGGCGGCGUCCGCUGCGGCGUCCCGGACGGCCGCCAUGGGUGGCAAGGGGCCGGCGGCGCACACGAUUGACGCCGACAUGACAGACGAGGGCGAGUCCGACGGCGAAGCAGCGGCGCCGUCAGCCGCCGCCGUCGCCACUGCAGCGGUGGUGAAUGAGGCCCGGGGAAGCAUGCUGCGCCCGGGCGGCGGCGGCGGGCGGCAGCAGUACAGCAAUGACAGCCGAUCGGAGUACGAUAUGCUGUGGAAUGGAGAAGAGUUUGACCGCUCGUCCAUCCCGGAAGAUCCCUACCCAUACAACGGUGACGACGUCGUGCGGCACGCCAGCGUCACCGGUCGCUUCUCGAACCCCUCAUAUGCCGCAGCGCCGCUGUCGCCUCCCGCCAGCGGGGUCAAUGGCGCCGGCGCCGGGCCUGGCAUUGGACACCGCCGCGCCGCCAGCGGCAACGCCGCCCUCACGCAGUCGGGCGCCGGCGGACCACACAGGUCUGCUGCGCCAAACCGCGCCAUUCUGGGUCUCCUAACGGAAGGCAUGCCCGACGGGCCUCCUACUGGCAAGGUGCCUUUUGGCCGCAGUGCCUCCGCCCGCACGCCACAAGCCGGUGGCGGCGGCGGCGGUGGUGGCGGCGGCGGCGGCGAUUAUGCGGGCCUGCCGCCGCCAGGCAGCCCGGGCAUGGCGCGGUCGCCGGUGGGCUAUUAUAACCAAGGCGGCGGCGGUGGCGGCGGCGGUGGCGGCGGUGGCGGCGGCGGCGGCGGCGGCGGCGGCGGCGGCGGCGGCUUCCGUGGCUCUGAGGAAACCACCAUGGCUGGUGAGCUGCUCGGGUCACGCAACUGGCGCAUCUCCGAGGCCGGGCCCAGCACUGCCAUGGGCGGCCGUGGUGGCGGCGGCCCGGACAGCAGUGAGCCGGCGGCGGCGGGCGCCGUCGCCGCCUUCCAUGCAGCGCCUGUCGUACCCGGCUCCCAACGGCCGUCGGUUGUGAGCACUGGAUCCGUGGCUUGGCCUGGCAGCGCCGGCCAGUCGCGCGUGGGCAGCGCCGCUCAGGUCGGCACCGGCGGCGGCGCUGGCUCCAGCCGCGUAGGCGGCGGUGGUGAUGGAGGCGGCGGCCGUAGCAGCAGCGGCAGUCGCUCAGCGGGCGCUGCCGGCGCCGUCGUCACAAGCCACCCGGUAGUAGCGGAGGAGCCGUCGUGGAUGCCUGACGAUGAUGAUGAGCAGGUUGGCGGCGAUGGUGGCGGCGGUGGAAACGCUGGCGGCAGCCGGGGCGCACGGCGCGAGGACCGCGGCAGUGGCACGGACAGCGGCGGCCACAGCAACGCCGCCACCGUGGGCGACAACAGCCCUGCCGACAGCCUCCACACCUCCUUCGCACGGCCAGCUGCUGCCUCCUCCCUGGCGCCACCGGGUACAUCCAUCACGACGCCUGGUCUAGGGCGGCCGCCACUGCCGCUGACAACGACCACAAUCGUGCCGUCACGCUUCCGCAGCGCCAGCCCUGGCCGCGGUGCCGGCGGCGCGCCGCCGACACUACCCUUGCCGCCGUUGCUGUCGCCGACGGCGUCGCCGCCGCUGGGGGCUGUGCGCCGUAGCUAUGCGGCGACGUCGCUGCUGCGCUCGAGUCAAUCGGCGCCGCCGCUGCGUCCUGUGACAGCUGCUUACGGCACCGGCGUGGCAGAAUACGACGAAGCAGCGCUAGCUGCCGCCUGUGCCGCUGGCGGCGCCUACGCGCGCGCCACGAACCCACCUGCGCUCAUGCUGCCCUCCCCCGCAGCCUUCCCCGAGCAGACGCUCAUGGGCAGCCCGCAGGCGCACGCCGUCGGCGGCACACCGACCUCCUCCACGGCAGCAGCGGCGGCGGCAGCAGCGGCGGCGGCAGGGUCUCCACGCGCGGGCCGCUCAGCCACUGUGCCCACCGGCGUCAUCGGUGGACCAUCCGCCGCCGCCAUGAGGGCCUUGCCCAUGUCCGCUGGCGGCGGCGGCGUGGCGGCGGCAGCGGCAGCGGCGACGGUGACGCAGCCACCGGCUUCGGCACCUGGCGGCGCCGGCGCGGCUUCUACGGUGACCGGUAUGGGUGGCGUGCCAAGUAGCAGCCUCCGCGCCAGCACCCAGGUCCCGAGGACCGGCUCUGCCACCUCUCUGGCGCGACGCAGCUUCGUGCACCAUCUCAGCCUGGCCUCUAGGGCCAACGGCGCCGGACCUGGCGGCGCCGCAGGUGGCGGUGGCGGCGGCGGCGGCGGGCUAUCGCUCCGGUCGUCGGUGCUGAUGGGCGCUGGCACCGCGGCGGCGGCUGCUAUGGAGGGCGUCCGCGGCAGCGUAGGCGCCAUGAGCAUCGGCGGCUUCAGCGCAUUGUCGGGACCGCAGCCCGACGCCGUGUAUCCCAGCCACGGCUACGUGGAGCGGGCUGCCGAGUUCGGGCGCUGGGAGGCGGCCAUGUUGUACGACCUGGACCUGUACGACAGCCUGCAGCUGGCGGGCUUUCCAUCGGCCGAGGAGUAUGAGGACCCCCACUACGAAAUGGAGGCGCCCGCGCCGCCGCCCACCAACCCGCCGCACCUGCGUGGCGGCCCGGCCCCAACCCCCACAUCACCGCCAGGCGCUGCCGGUGCCGCCGGUGCUGCUGGCGGCAGCCUCACAGGCAGCACCGGCGGCAGCUUCACAGGCGCGCAGCCGGCGCAGCAGGCUUCGCCGGCUCGAGGCAUGGCCGCUGCUGCGCUGGUGCCUUCCAGCCCAACGGUGCGCGGUGCAGGGACGUCCAUGGACGGCAGUAGUGUCACCGUCACGGGCGGCAUCGGGCCCCAGCCCUCGUCGUACGUGUCACCCGCUGCGCCGCCACUGGGGGUUAUGACCACCAAUUCGGCAUUUGAGGACCACGGGCCCGGCGGAAGCGGCGUCACGCCCUCUACUGUGACAGUAGCCAUGGCGUCCUCCCUCUACAGCCACCGCUCCCCAACCGCUGCAGACGCCGCGGCAGCGGCAGCGCUAGCGGCGCCGCUGGCAUUGCCGUCGCGGCUGCGGUCAGGCAGCGGCUCCGGGGCUGCCAGUGCUACAGCCUCAUACACGCCGUCGCCUGCCAGACCGGCUGUAGCAUCGGCAUCAACAGUGGCCACUUCGGUGCCGAGUCAGUCCAAGCCGCCGCCUCUCGUCCUGACGACGUCGCCACCCGUGUCUGGCUCCCACGCAACGCCGCUGACAGCGACGAUGACGAUGCGUUUGCUAACGCAGCAAGCGCUAGCAGACCGCCGGCCUACUGUGGUUGCGCACAUGCUCUCGGCCAACUCUUCAUACUCGAGCGGCCGCUCGGAUGCCGACGCAAGUCCGGCCGCGGCUGUAGCGUCUACCAUUGGUGAGGCUGCUGCCGUUGGGGCGGAGGCUGCUACUGCCGGUGGCGGAGCUACAGCUACAGCUACAGCUACAGCUACAGCUGCUGCGGCUGCGGCUACGGCUGCUGCUGCGGCUGCUGCUGCUGCUACUGCCCGGGCGGGCUCCAGGCCGCCGCUGCCGCGGCGGGAGGUGUCAAGGGUAAUGGAGGCGCUGAGUCCGGCUUACAACACCGAUGUGCCCUCGCAGGCCCGGCCAAACACAGGUGCUUCCAUGUUGGAACUGCUAGAUGAGCUCAUGGAGGAGGAGGCGCCAGACCGCCGCCAGCAGCCCAGCGCCGGCGACGCGCGGCAGCAGCAGCCUGAAUCACCCGGAGCCACCGCAGCAGCAGCCACCGCCACGACUGACAGGUCACCAGGCGCAGGCGCAAGCCGCAGCCGCGGCAGCACUGAGGACGGGGAGGUCGCGGCCUGGCGAUCGCAUUCCGUGGGGCCAUCGCCAUCGGGGCGGCCGUCGACGUCCCCAUCGCAGUUGCCGGCGCCGCAGUCGCAGCCGCGCGACUCAGCGGGAAGAGGCGGCGGCGGCGCUGGCGACAGCCCAUGGCUGCCCCCGCCACCCCACAGUGCACAGGCGCCGCCGGCAAGCGCGGGAGGUGCCGCCGGCAACGACCGCGGGCUCCGCGGGCGGACACAACGACGUGAUUCGAGUCACAGCGGUGAGGGCUCGACGGAUGCGGCCGGCGUGCGGUCGUCAAACUCGACACUGGGACCCCAGCGCAGCUCCUCCCCUGGAGAGCCGAGGCAGGCCGCUGGCAGCAGCACGCGCAGCGUAGGCCGCAGCGACGUCGGAGGGCGUGGCGCCGUUGCCAUUUCGCCCCGGGGUCCCGCUGCCGCAGGCGUGCCCGUUGCGGCGGUGGCGCCGCCGCCGGCCGCCUUGCCGUACAUCCCGCCACUGCCGGUGGCGCCGUGGGACUUUCCUGGCCUGACGUCAUCUGUACACAUGUACGGCAAUCAGAUGUACGACUUGAUGGCAUCCAUGGCGUCGCUACGCGCCGGCAUGCUUGCCGGCGGCGCCUGGCCGCUGCCGCCGCCGCCGCCGCCGCACGUGUACGGCAGCGCCAUCGGCCUGCCGCCGCCCAUUCUGGAGGAGUCAUCGCAGGGGCAGCAAGAGCAGGAGGAGCGCGAGCAGCAGCAACAGCAACAGCAGCACCGGGAGCAGCGCCGUAAUGUUGGCGGCGGUGGCGUUUACGGUGGUUACGGCGGCGGUGCGCCCACAGCAUCAGGGCUGAUAUCGCCGUCCAGCUCGGCCGCCGGAAGCGCCGCAACGUACGGUGCACUCCUGCGCCACGACAACAGCACCGUGGCCGGCAGCACUCUCGCGGACACAAUCCCCCGCACGUCAACUACAAUGCCGUCAGGUGCCGCCGCCACGCACGGCCAGCAAGCCACGCAUGCCGCAGUAACGGCAGCACUGGCAGGGAUGCAGCCGGGUGCAGCUGCAGCCGCAGGCUCGGGAGCAGCAAGAGCAGCAGAAGCGGCAGCAGUGGAAGCGGAGCGCCGAUGGUCGCCAGGCUCAGUGGCGGCCGCGGUGGCGGCGUGGGAGGCGACCGUGCGCGGCACAGGCCCGGCGGCCCACUCGCUACCACCUGACGCACUCGCAAGCGGAGGAGACGGCAGCGGCGAUUCGCGCGCCAGCACGGCAACGCCCGUGCAAGGCUAUGCCAGCGGCGGCGCCACGCCACCUACAGCCGGAGUUGGCACAGCAGGCCGGCGGUUUGCCAUGCCAGCUCCCUCCGAAGCACGAGCGGCAGGAGGAUGGGCAGCAGCUGCAGACGCACCAUUCGCACCUUACGUGCCGUACCCUUGGACUGCCCCCCACACUUCGGCGGCACCGCCAUCAUCGCGAUCGCCGUACGACGUCGCCGGCCACCACGCGCCGCCAAUGCCGUAUUCCCCGUAUCUUCCACACCCUGGCUACCCGCCCUCGCCGUAUGGCUUCCCGCCGUUCCCGCAACCUUAUGGCAGCGUGCCGUACCCUGGGUACGGACUCUACCCGCCCCAGACGCCGGCGCCUGCCACUCCCGCCGCGCCGCUGCCGCCUCACAGCGCCCCUCCUCAUGGCACUGCCAGCACGCCAUUUAGCGCCGCCAGCGCCGCCUGGGCCCAGCGGCCGCAGCCUGUGCCUCCGCACCGCGGCAGCAGCAGCGGUGCUGGCGCCGGCACGGCUGGCGGCACCGGCAAUGGGGCCAGCUCCGCCGGCACGUGCGGCGGCGGUGGCGGCCGCGGCCGCAGCCAUGUCAGCAUUGAGGCCAUUCAGCGGUUGCUUGAGGCCGACCUGCCCACAUCCGCGAUCGCGGCCGCUGUGGCCGUCCUGGCUGGCAGCCUGCCGCAGUCAGCAGCCGCAUCAGCAGCAGCUGCAGCAGGCAUCCCUGGCCCCGCCGCAGAGCCGUCCCAGGUAGCGGCAAAAGGGGCUCCGGAGAACCAGCAGCCAGUGGCCUCCGGCAGCGAGGGCGCAGGCGCGGGCGCAAGCUCCCUUGCACACAGUGCAGCCGCUGCUUCUGGCAGUGGAAGCGGCGGGCCCCGGGGCUCUCGCAUUCCCGCUCCGCCGCACUCACUGACGACUGCUGCAGCAGCCUUGCGGCAUUCGGCGGCGCUCGGGAUGCGGCAGUCGGGGGCGGUUGCAGCACAACGGCAGUCCAGCUCAAACCUGUCCCGAUCCCAUGCGGCGCUGCUAGCGCUGGCCGGAGAAAAAGGCAUGCCUCCAAAGGCUCUUGGAGACGAGCCGCCAACUUCAGCUGCCACCACCGAUAGUUUGGCGAGGGGAGGCGCCGCAGGUGGUACUGCCGCCGGUAGUGCCGAGGAGGCAGACACCAUCGGCGUUGACGAAUUGUACAAGUCGCUGGUGGCUGCGGAGACGGCGGCGGUGGUGGCGGCGGAGACGGCGGCAGCGGCGGCGGAGCUGGAGGCCGAGGCAGUGGCGGCGGCAGCUGCAAGGGCGGACACGGCGGCGUUGGCGUCGCCCCUGCCGAGGGUGGCGGAGCCGGCGGCGGCAGUGGCACCGUCGCACACAGUGUCAGGCAUGCCAGGCGUGGCGAGUGCACCUGAUGCAGCCUCGGGUGUUGCCUCGGUUCAAAGCAUGACGGCGACCUUGCCGGCCAGGCGCGCCGUUGUUUCGCCCACGGCCGCAGCCACCGCAGCCGCAACCGCAGCUGGCAGCGCGGUUGAAAGUCCGCGCGCCGGCCUCCAAGCUCCCGCGCCCGCUUCCGCCGGUGUGGCGGCGGAGCUGCCUGACCACCCGCUGCUGCGCGCCGUGCGGCUGAUCGCGCAGAGCAUGCUGAUCGUUGUGGCCGGCGCCGCCGGCGCCACCGCCGCCGCCAGCUCGGUCAACGCCGUGCUCGUGCGGCCGGAGGACCUGCCGGGGCCUGACGGCAGCAGCAGCAUCCUUUACCGCCGCACGUGGAGCAGCGCCGGCGGCAGCCCGCAUGGCGGCGGCGGCGGCCGGACGGCGGGGCGGGGGCAGCCCCCUGGGUCCCGGCGUGCGGGCGGCUUUGGUUAGCGCCUCAGUGGGCGGCCAGUGACGGUGCUGGAGACAGUGCGUACCAGGCAUGAGGAUGAGGGGAUGACGUCGCAUGUGAAACGAGUAGGACGCAAUGUGCACGUGCUUUGGGCGAAGGACGAGUCACGCGUGGACGACGCGCACGGGCAUCCGGCCGAUGCCAGAGCGCAGGGAUAACAAUGAUGAGUCCCCUUGGGGCAGGAAUGCAAGACGCUAGCAAUCAGGCAGUGAUACCGUUUUGUGUGAGCCGUGUGCGGUUGCCGGACUAACGGUAACUGGGUGGAAACAUGCCAAACGCAAGAGCUGUUGUCUCCAUAUGGAAUUAUGGAUGGUGAGUGGCUGAUUGGGGCAUUGGGUAGCAGGACAGACUUACAGUGUGCGGCUGGCAUGUUGCUGGGCAUCUUGCCAGAGAGAGCGAGAGUGGAUGACUGGACGGUGCACCUUUGUGUGAAACUGUUUGCUGGAGCGGGUACUAGGCAGCAACUGGAAGGAGUAUUGGGACAUUGUGUGGGAUCGUGAUGGGGAGCACCGAGCAUUGAUUACGAUUAAUUCCCACGAGGA